ACUGUGGUUUUCAAUUUCGCGGUGUAUACCGUACUUGUGAAUUUUUCAAUAAUUUGCGCGUUUCAGAUGACGUCUGUUUGUAUCAUCAAUAUUGUGAUUAUGUCUGUAAAGUGAAUGUUUCAAAAUAAUUUAAUGAUGGAAUGCACUCAGAGACUUGAGUACACGCAAGAUUUAUAUGGGAGUCAAACGGAGAAAAUUCCUAAUGAACAGUGUAUUUCAAGGCACCAUGCAGUGAUAAAUGUUUUGAACCACAACAGUUUCAUGAUCAUGGAUCUAGAUUCCACCUCCAAAACGAAGUUGUAUGGAAAAAAUCUAAAACCAUAUAUUCCACAUCCAUUACAAAACGGGGAUAUACUAGAAUUCGGGAACGUCGUCGGGAUAUUUAGAUUACUGGAAGAAGAAAGCGACUUGCCAAUGACGCAGGCCAUAGAUAUACCCGAAACUCCAGUUCAGACGAAAUUUUUGCCUAGGCCCUACAACACACAUACCGUAAUCCCUGAAUCACCUGACGUUAGUGAUCGAGAUGAUUCUCUCUUAACAGUAUCACAGCCAAAACAUAAACAGCUUAAAAACGAUAGUUUAAACGUACACAUGGCCGCAAUCGGUUUUGAUAAAACUGAAAAUACAAAUUGCAAAUCAGCAAAUAAAUCUAAUUCGAUACGCCUUUCUAUGAAUGAAUCAAGCACUGAACAACCAACCACUCCUAAUGGCCCUAGUUUUAACAAUAAAAACGAUAUUGAUGUCAUUAACAUACACGAUAUGGAAACACAGCCAACUUUUGCUAAGCCGAAUGAAGGGACCGAUAUAUUUACGGCAAACACAGAACAGAUAAAUAAAGAAAACUACGACCCAGACUCUAUACACAGUAUGAAUACUCAACUACCGUCGAAUCUAGAACGGCUACCGGCGUCAGCUCAGGUGUCGAAGAAUUUAAACCAAAACGGUGUGCAACUUAAUUUGUAUGCGACCAACGAAGUAACUGACGACAGUAUAUUUGAUGCUGCCACACAACUUAUUAUAACGGAAAUCGACCAAGAAUCCCCAAUAAAAAGAAAAGAAAAUUCCGAAGAAACCAACAAUAAUAAAGCCGCCGAUGAUUCGGUAAAGUCAAACGUAACUCUAGAAUUUGAAGAAAUAGACAGUGAAUUGUUAGAAGAGUCUUUCGAGUCUCAAUCACUUAUAGCUAACGAGAAAAUGAACAGUGUCUCUGAACACGCACACAAAGCACCGUGUUCUAGUGUGAGUAGAAAGAUGCGAAUAUUAUCAUACACUGAAAAAUUAAGCCAAUCGAAGAUCCCGGAGAAAAAUGAAGAUGAUGAUUCUACUGAUUGCGAGGAUAAUAACUGUAUUGAAUUAAAACAAUGCAGAUCGAAAUCACCAAUCAUAAAUAGCCCUACUACUGAAAAGGGAAAUAAAGCAACGGCACAUGUUCAAAGUAAAUUAAAUAGUAUCAACAAAGUGUGUUUCGAGGAAAUGCUUACUCAAGUCAUAGGAGAAGAAGAUGAAGUUCUAACACAAGUGAUAGAACUAGAAAGCCCAUCGAAAAAAGGUUUAAAUGACGAUAAUAUAGAAGAUGCGCCGACACAAAUAAUCCUUGAGGUCGAACCUAAGGGUGUAGCAGAAGAACCGCUCACUCAGCAGUAUUCUGAAGAAAUUAUUAGUCCCUUUAAAGUUCCGUUAAGGUUUAAGACGAAACCGUCGCUUGGCACUCCCAAAUCAAUUACAAUUGACAACAAAGCCGAAGUAGAUGAAACCAACGAUAAAUACUACCAAUCAACACAAGAUGUACUGAGCGACUUAUGCUCGCAAACAGACAAUUCUCCGACAAUUAUUAACAUAGAUAAAGAUAUAAUAAACAAUAAACAAAUAAAAAAAUUAGUGCUGGAAAAAUCUUCGAGCAGCAGCGAGAGCGAAGAUCGAGUUAACAAAUUCGUAACAAGCUUAACGAAGGAUCAAAUAACGAAUAUGAUCGGUGUAGACACCCAGGACAACUUGAAUAAAUCAACAGAUUCCUCGGACGUGGAUUGCACUCCUAAGAAAGUUAAGCCACUCAACAUCAUGGACGUAGAGCUACCGAACACACAAGAGAUAAAGGAGUGCUUAGGGAAAUGUACGAAUCAAAUUAUCGUCGAGUCUUCAAGCGAUUCCGAAAUCGAAAACUAUGCGGAAGAAUUAUGCGAUCCAUUUUUGUUAUUGAAAAGGAGAAAGAAAGAAACAAGCGCGAAAAUGAACUUAAACGAUAAGUUCGAAGAGUUGCCGACCAAAACCCGACGAACCCGCAAGCCCACUGCUAGACUACUAGAGUCUUGUGAAAACAAUAAAUCAAUCGACAUCAGUAUAACCGACUCGAAUAAUAGAACAAGAGGGAAUAAUUCAAUUAAAAAACCUAAACAAGAAAAAUCAAAGAAUAACAAAAGACAAAAGAAGGAAAGUAAAAAGAACACAUCAAGUACAAAAUUAAAAGUAAUUAAAUGUGAUGAUUCAAUGGAAGUUAAAGAACUAACGGAAAGUUCUCCAGGCAGCACCAAUGGGUCACGAGUUAAAAAAGAUAAUAAAAACAAACAAAAGAAAUUGGAAACAGCCGAAAGAGGUGGAAUAAAGCGCAACACUCGCGCCAAAAGCAAACUCGACACGGAGAACGAAUCCGAUCGAGAACGGACUAAACAAGAAAAUACUAGAAAAAAUGGACGUACCAAGGAGAAACGUGAUGUUUCCAUUGCUUCUAGAACAUCGGGAGUUGAAAGCGAAAACUACGAUGAAAAUUCUGCAGGGAAAACGAGAUUGGGGGCGUUUAAAAUCCCCCUUGUAUCGGAGCGAGUACGAUCGACUAGAAGCAUGAAGAAGGAUGAAGAUAAAAUUGCUGAAUCUGAGAGCGAAUCGAUAUCGUCGGUCAGCGUGCGGCGCAGCAAGAGGCAGUUGAAGUCGAUACUAAAGAACUCGAGCGACCAGAGCGUAGUGUACGACGCGCCCUCGUCGCGGCCCGAGAAGAGGCCGGCGCACACUUACAGCAACGCCGCCAGCACCAAGCGGAGCAGGCCCGACACUGCCUCCCCUGUUCCUCCGAAGCCCACCCUGGCCCUAGCUACCGGUUCCCAGCGCGUGCUGUUCACGGCCUUCGCCAACGAGGAGGUGCAAGCGAAACUGGAGAACUUAGGCGCGUCGAUAGUGUCGGACGUGUACAAGUGCACGGUGGUGCUGACAUUCCAGAUAAAGCGCACGUUCAAGUUGCUGUGCGCGGUGGGGCUGGGCCGGCCCGUGGUGGGGCCCGCCUGGGUGCAGGCCUGCGCAGACGCACGCGCCCUCGUCGAUCCAUGGUUGCACCUGUUGAAAGACGAGACGGCGGAGAGGCGCUUCAGGUUCAGCCUCCACAGGACGCUGACCGGGAAACGGAACUUCUUGAAACGUUACAACGUCUCCUCGACGCCCAGCGUCCUGCCCAGCGCCGCCGAGAUGAAGCUGAUCGUGGAGUGCUCGGGGGGCGCGUGGCGGGAGGGGGGACGGAACUGGGUGUGCGUCACGUCCGCAGCCGACAAACACCUGUGGCCUGAACUCAGGAGUCGAGGAGCGACCUUGGUCUCCACCGAGUUCAUCCUCGAGGGAGUGCUGCGACAGAGCGUUAAUAUAGCUGGAACUUCUAUAACCGUUAACGGUUAGGACUCUGUGUGUGCAACUUUAUAAAGAAAAAAAAUAGUGCAGGAAACUUUUUGUAUAGACAUUUGAAAAUCGAAACAAUUUUAAACCGAAAUCGGUGAUAAAAGACGUUUUAUCUUUAGUAGGUAGGCAGUGGCUUGGCUCUGCCCCUGGCAUUGCUGAAGUCCAUGGGUGACGGUAACCACUCACCAUCAGGUCUGCCAACAAGGGCAAUAAAAAAAAUAAAAAAACCAGUGUCGCUGUGAAAUUGAAUUAAGGCUAGAAUUAAGUCGAUUAGUCGGCUAUCGGUAUCGGUAAAUGAAAAACAGUCAGGAAAAGUUUUAUUCCAUUAUUUACUCCGAUACUAACGGGUGUGAUAUUCCAAGGUUUUAUUCAUUACAAAGUUUUUGAAGUUGAAACGACUGCGUCGUCGAUGAGUGAUAAAGUGUAAUUAAUAUUCAAGGAAUUUGAAAUGCAUUGAUUACGUUAUGUCAACAUUUGUAAAAUUACAGAGAUUCGGAUAAGAUUAUGUGAUCUACAAA
Messenger RNA from Bombyx mandarina (wild silkworm), 4172 nucleotides. RefSeq lists its product as uncharacterized. Gene Ontology annotation, molecular function: protein binding. The record is from RefSeq and is a predicted model, not a curated record. Lineage: Eukaryota; Metazoa; Arthropoda; Insecta; Lepidoptera; Bombycidae.